Molecule: messenger RNA, 2550 nt
Organism: Aureobasidium namibiae CBS 147.97
Lineage: Eukaryota; Fungi; Ascomycota; Dothideomycetes; Dothideales; Saccotheciaceae
Exons: 2
Coding region: 1-2550 (849 amino acids)
Source: RefSeq, a predicted model, not a curated record
AUGACUGGCAGCAUUCAAGGUUCUGCAAUUGACGACAGUUUUGAGACUCUCACCAACGCACCAGACGCAUGGGUUUCUGGCCGCUACGCUGGACCGCCCCCGGUCGACUAUCAACACUACGUUGAGCCAGGAGACACGCGCAGUGCUGUCGACGACAGAUGCUUUACCGAGUAUGGAGCAGUCGAGCAUGUUCAUCCUGUCAGCAACAUGAUCAAGCCAUCAAAACCAGGCCAGAAGCGCCACCGAUCGCGGCAGACAUCAACCAAGCCGGCGUCUCAUGGCAAGCGUCUCCCUUCGCCCUCGUUCCGCAUUCGCAGUAAGGAUGGUGAUAGUGUGACUUUGAGUAACCCGUUCGUGUUGCGCAAGUCAUCCCGCCCUCGGCCUUGCGAAGAAGCGGAAGCGUCGUCCCAAACAGAUAGUCAGAGUCAGCGAUCUUCGACAACGGCUGCACGCUCUCGCACUUUCCAAAUCCGCAUCAAGGGCAAGAAUGGCGAGGAAGUCAUUCAGAACCUUGAGAGACCUCUGCAUUUUGCUCCGCAAUCUAGUGACAUGCGUGACUCGCAAACAACGACGGCUAUUGAACACAUAUCUAAUCAGGGAGUGGUCAAGUAUUGGUCUGCCAAUCAAUCAUCCUCGAGCCAUGAGCGCAAACAGACGCGCAAGAGUAAAUCAGGACCUACAACUUACACCGACUUCAUCGUCGAGUCGAGCACGGCGGCCCCCUCGACGCCCGGUAGAUCUGUCAAAAUGUCUGGAGCUCUGCCAGGUUCCUGUCCCGCACCCACCAGGGACUCUUCGAGAUCGCAUCUGCUGUCUCCAGAGAAGCCCGUCAGCCCUAUGCAUGACUCUGUCAUGUCGGUCAGCAGGUAUCCCAGCAAGAAUCUAUCUCCAUCUCUUUCGCAAUGCUCCAAACCCUCAUCUCAAAAGUCGUCCCGUAUCUCUCCGCAGGGUGAGGCAAUCAUAGUACCAGAGGACUCUUUGGAAGGAUCAGUGACGGCCCCAUUCACAUCCCUUUCAACACACUGCGUUGUAUCCUCCCGACCAGUGUCUCCAGUCUCGCUUGCCGAGCCGUCCGAAGCAAACGAUGCAGCUAGUGUCUCCGAUCUUGUCACCUCACAGAAGUCUUCCAACAAGAUCGUUGAAGCGUCAUUGUCCAGCGUAUCGUCUGCUCCAUCAACGUCCUCUCGCAUCUCUUCGAAACGUGUCGUUACGCUGACCGACUCUUCGGUGCGAACGCAGGAGGAACAGGACGACUCACGACCUGUUACUGUGUCGCUCAGCAAGCAUAAGGAGACAACGCAAGAAGCGUAUUACAACUGGAAAGUGCCAAAAGACUCCUUGUACUCCAUCUCGACCAAAGACUCAAGGUCCACGCCCUAUCACCAUGAUCAGAUCACUCCAGACGAGACUGCGCGUCUUUCAUCUCAGACUAUCAGUCACUCUGGCGGAGCGCCGCUACAGAACGUAGACGCAGACAGCGACAUCUCAUCCCUGACACGUCCAGAGAGUCGUCAGUUGUUGCCGCAAGAUUACCAACCACCUCCGCGCUCGACGUCAGCAGAUUCGUCCAGUGUUAAAGCAAGCACUGCUGGAUGGGUCCUGGAAACCGCACAUUGUCUCCCACUGCCUUCUUCGCGCUCUUCUUCCUCAAUACCAGAAGGCGUUCGAUCAUCUUCAACAUCCAAGCGACAUUCCGUGCGCUUGGCGUCGCAACGUUCUGCACCUGACGAACAUGAUGGGAACAAGUCUCCCUCAGCGCCUGCUGCAGCCUCCGCGUGGACGACCAGCAACUAUGCCAGACGCUCCUCCUCUCAUCGGACAGACCAAGGAGCCGCUGAAUGGGAUCAGCCUGCAGAAUGGGAAGAACAGCUAACUUCAGCGCAUCACUCAAAGACAUCACGGACAUCGAGCUCACAUCAGAGACGAUCACGCAGAUCCAAGUCUUCACCCCGGGAUACUCAUGGAGCUCUUGAACAUGACUACAAUGAGCAAGCGUCAUGGGCUGAGAUAAGGAAAGACUCAGAGAGAUCAGCCAGGUCAGCAUCACCGAUCAACGUCGAAGAAGACUUACUCGACUACCUACCACCCCUCUCGGAUGAUGAAGGUCGCCUGCCGCCACCAAUGCCAAUGCUUACCACCAUCUUCGAAGAAUCAGAGGCAGAUCCAUCACACCUUGGUCCAAGCAUGCAAACACAAGGAUCGACACGGUUUGCCAGACCGGGCGCCAUCUCACCUCACCCGCUAAGCUCGAUUUCCUCGGUAGCAACAGCACGCAAACCACCAACGAUUGAACCGCAUCGACUCGAAUACCAGAGACCAUACGUAGAGAGCAAGUCGAGCUCGAGUGCUUCUUCAGGUGCACUUGAGAGCAGUCGUCGACAUAGCCGUCGAAGCUCGAGACCAAGAAUGUUGGACGAACAGGCGUAUUACUCGGCAAAGGAAGGAGGUCGUAGCCGUGGUAGUCGGGGAGAGGAAUCAGGGAGUGCACAGCCGCCUAGAGGGAGUCGCGGCUCGGCAAAGCCAUCAGGCGGAGGUUGGAAGUUUUGGUAG